Caenorhabditis auriculariae is the source of this 4078-nucleotide messenger RNA. NCBI's taxonomy places the organism in Eukaryota, Metazoa, Nematoda, Chromadorea, Rhabditida, Rhabditidae. The record is from the annotation of a GenBank genome assembly.
AUGACCCUCAAGUUCUCGGUAGAGCGACUUGUUGAUGAACCGACGAGCACGAGGCUUGAUGAACCUGUUGCUCAGACUCUUUCCUACUUUGAUGUACUUCUUCCGCAUGUUCAGGUUUACUUUUUUGGCUUUCUCGUUAGUUUUCUUCGUCAAUAGUUUCCCCUGAAAAUUCUCUAGACUCUUGUUCUCGAACUGAAGUUGUUUGAAACAAGACUUACGAUCAAAUAUAUUUCAAAUUUUAAUCAAUAAUCAUCCAUCUUCGUUAGAAGAAACGCGUUAUUUUACGGUAGAAGGCAAAGAGGACGAGGUGUGUUAAAAUCCGCAAAUUGUUCAAUCUUACUCCUGAUUGCAUGAAGUGAGCGAGCCAAAAAGAUCAGUGGCCCAGGAACGAUUGGUCUGACGGCUUGAAGUAAGAUUUUUCCUACCGUACCAUGAAAUAGAAGUUUUUGAGAAAAUAUAAAUUUCAAAUUUAGUCGUUCUUUUUCAUGUUUUUUUGAAUGUUUCAAACCUUUUUUUCAUAUUAUAUUGCUGUUGAUUUCUUGCAAUUUGUACUAUUGUCAGUUCACCGGAACUGAAGAUUUUACCUGGUUUUUUGUUUUUUUGCGAAUCUAAAAAUGUCAGAGUAAUUUCGCGAAACUCAUUAUUAUCACGAAUUUUCCUACAAUUUUUGCAUAUAUUCACUCUCUUGAAGGUACUUUUGAGUUUUAUUUCUUUGAAUGAGAUAUAAACUUUUGAUCUUCGAAAUAUUUUCAUCCUUAAGAGCGAAGCUUUCCAAGCGCUAAAAAUUAGCCAGGCGUAAGUUUUAAAUCUGGACUGUAAAGUGAAAAUUGAAUCCUGAGUUUUGAGAAAAAAAGAAAUGCUGUUUCAGAUGGCUUGCUCGAAUCCCUUUCUUUCUGGCCUCGGCGACUCCCCCAGUAACCAGACGCGUCUCUGGUCACAACAGUGGAUAGAACUCCUUCAGCAGUCCAAUUCUUCGCAAUUUGGUUUGUUUUGGAUUAUAUCAACUUUUUACAGUAGAUAAGGUCAUUUUAUUAACUUGGCCAUUUUUGGAGAUAUUUUAUAAGAUUAAGGUUUAUAAAAAAGUAAAAAAAGCUUUUUUUUUCCUACCAAAAGUUUUUUCUUACAGAGUUCUUAAAAAAAUAAUUUUCAAAGCUUCUCGGUUAGGAUAGCAACAUUUCUCAAUGUUCAAGUUUGUUCGAUUAUUCAAAACGUUGUAUCAUCUCAGCCUUUGACGGUAUGCAAAUUACCGCCAUGACCGUUCCUUCGCCCACUGGCGCGUCGAUUAGUUCUUGAAGAGCGGCGAGGUCUUCUUUCCACGCACAAAGGGGGUACGGUAUCAACGGUCUCGUCGCGGUAUUUGCUGUGCGCGAACUUACCGCCGCUUUGCGAUUGUGUUUCUUCUCCCAAGUGCGAGCUGCAAAACCGCUACUCACAUCUUCUUUGCAAUUCGAGAUGAAGAGAUUGAUCAUUGAGGGGCGCUAAGCAUGGUUUGUAGGUCGGAAAUAUCCGAACAGCAGUUUGGGAAUAUAAUCAAAGGUAGAAAAACUUAAAUCGCUUUGUAAGGUUUUUUUCAUUCUCAGUUAUCAGUUUGGGAAUGUUUGAAAAUGACGAAACCGGGGACACGAGUGUUUGUGCUGGUUUCCAAAAAAUUCCCAUUGUUCGUUGUCAUAGUUUCUCUAAUGGAAGGGAUUAUUCCAGCUAUACAGUUAUGCGCCGCAAAGCUACGUAUCUUCAUCUAUUUAUUGUCGAAAAGGACUUACUUUUGCGCAGCGUGGUUGCGACUACCCAGAAUGCUCGUCGAGGUACCAGCUGAGCUUUGUGGAAAUCUUAGUAUUCUCAACUUCCGGUUUCCAAGAAAAUUAAUAGCUCAAAGCCGGAAAAGCAUAUUUCAGCGGUCUUUGAUGUUUUUUUAAACUUGCUUAGAAGUAUUUUUUUUUAAAAAAUAGGAAGUUGUACAGGUUAGGACUUGCAGGAUCUUGAUCUGGUACCUCAAGAAGAUUUCUGGAAAAUUUUUAGGGUAUUCCUCACCUCACAGUGAAAUGACCUUACUUUUUCUGUUGGUUUUUCUGAUUUUCCCCACCGUAAUCUCAAAAUAAUAUUUUUGGUUCAAAAACGUAAUGUGGUCAGAAGCAUGUAUUCAUCUCGCUUGAUCGAUUUGAAAUUUCGUAUCUCAACUGCUCCAGUCGUCGAAGACUUUUUGUAUAAAAAAAAUUUUUUUUUCAAAAAAGACUCGAGUAUCUUUUUGAACACCACACGCACAACUUACAUACCGCUCGCAACUAUAGAAACGAAGAAACAUGAUCUCAUGAAAAAAAUGAUUUAAUUAUUUGUGACAAAUUAUUUGUUUUUUUAUAUUUUUUUGAUAUUAGCGUCUUAUCAAUUUGAUAAAUAGGGGUCCUUUUUAUUUAGUGUCCACUAAAGGAAAUGUAUCUUCCAACAUUAUUCCUUGAAGAUCCACUUCAUUUUUUCCCAGUGCCAGAAGCCGCGUCGUGACCGUAACAAGCGCUACGAUGCGUUCACUACUUUUCAAUUUAAAAGUAAUGACUAUUCACCUUUGCUUUUUUUGUUCGAGUUUUUGAGAAAAUUCCAAAAUUGUACGAGGGUAUUUUGGUUCAACUUGAUAAAGUCCGUUUUACAGGCGAAGUAGCAGCGGGGCUAUUUCUGCAGCCAUUCCGAAAGAAUAAACGAAUCCGAACCGCAUUCAGUCCUGCGCAACUCGUUCAGCUGGAAAAGGCGUUCGACGGAAAUCACUACGUAGUUGGUAAUGAACGUAAGCAACUCGCAUCGCGACUGUCCCUAACAGAAACUCAGGUACGGACUCAUUGUGGAUAUUUCGUUCAAUUUUCACAGAUUCUAGAAUUGAAUUUGCUAGAAAAUCAGCUCAAUUGGUUUUGGGUUCCAUACUGGGCUUUUUUUUCGAAUUCCAAACUUUAAAAAAAUUUUGAUGAAAAUUUAUUUUAGAGGUCCAUUUUUAAAGUUCAUUUUUCUUUUUUAAUUAGUAGUUGACUUGAACUCAAAUUUAUUUUUCCAUUUUUUUUUGUUUCUCAGUUAGUAAAAUUGCAAUCGGUCGACGACAGACCGUUUGUCGAUAUAAAUAAAGCCGAGAAAAGACUAGACUUACCCUCGUUUGGUCGGACAACAAGACCGGCGACAAUGAUAAUCCUACCGGGAGCUCGAAGCCGAAUGCAAGCAAAUUUUCGCUCGAGUGCUAUUAUGCGACGCGCCUUCUUGUUCUCUCCGGGCAAACAACCAUCACACCAAAUUGCAGGUCAAGGUUUGGUUUCAAAACCGUCGAACUAAGCACAAGCGAGUCCGUCUCGACAACUGCGCUUCUUCAGGUUGAAUUUCAUCCUUUUUGAACUUGAGUCAUUCGAACUUAACUCUUUCAAAAGCUAUAGGCCAGUGGACUCAAACUUGGAGCUCAUUGAUUUCUCAAUCUAGAAGUAGUAUUUAUUCUUUUUUACCUUUUAGUUAGGCUAUGAAAACUCAAAGUUCGUAUUCUAUCUUUGCAUUGAAUAAAUGAAGGUUUUAAGGGCCAUAACUCGGCGGAAAAUGAGAAAAAUGUUCUGGAUUUGAGUUUUCUGAAAAGCGUCUCCUACUCGAAAAACAUCUCAGAGGAUUCUCAGCAAAAUUCAAAUCUGUCUCUGAUCAGUUUUCAAGUCAGCUUGACCUCUUAGUUCGGCGCUAUAUUCAAAACGAGAGCUUUGAAGAAGCAGGAAUUAGGCAUGAAUGUUCAAAAAUAUGCGAAAAUAAAGUGAAAAAGGUGAUUUUUCCAAGAUAUUCGUUAUAAAUUCCAGUGGCCGUAAAAUAAUCUGGAAAUAAAUGAAGAUUUUAAUAGUGUUUAAUCUUUACAAGUUCAAUAAAAUAAUAAGCAAGUGAUAAUGUUUGGUGGUCCAUACAAUAACCCGACUAUGUGACGAGUUGGGAGCAAAGCGUUGCAUAGAACAAUUUUUGAAAUGACAUAUUCGAUUUAAAAAAAAAAAACAGAAAACGUUGUUUUUUAAUAAUAUUUUUUCCAGAAACUUCGACAACGGCUGAAAAGGACGAAUCACAACCAUCUGAGCCGAGAACGCCCUAA